This is a messenger RNA of Onychostruthus taczanowskii (white-rumped snowfinch), 2118 nucleotides long. RefSeq names its product karyopherin subunit alpha 6 (gene KPNA6). Gene Ontology annotation, biological process: NLS-bearing protein import into nucleus. The record is from RefSeq and is a predicted model, not a curated record. The coding region runs from base 52 to 1638 and encodes 528 amino acids. The transcript has 14 exons. Lineage: Eukaryota; Metazoa; Chordata; Aves; Passeriformes; Passeridae. Gene Ontology annotation, molecular function: protein binding; nuclear import signal receptor activity. Gene Ontology annotation, cellular component: cytoplasm; nucleoplasm; nucleus.
CAUAUUUUGGCCGCCGCCGCCACCACCGGAGCCGCCGCCGCAGCCGCCGCGAUGGAAAACUAUCGAAUGAAGAGCUACAAGAACAAAGCCCUAAACCCCGAGGAGAUGCGCAGGAGGAGAGAGGAGGAGGGGAUCCAGCUGCGCAAACAGAAACGGGAGCAGCAGCUCUUCAAAAGAAGGAAUGUGGAGCUGAUCAAUGAAGAUGACUCCAUGUUUGACAGUCUCCUGGUGGAUUCCUACGUCACUUCCACAACGUGUGGGGAGGGAUUGAUCACAGGAGAGAUGGUGGAGAUGCUUUUCUCAGAUGACCCUGACCUACAGCUAGCAACCACUCAGAAAUUCAGGAAAUUACUCUCCAAAGAGCCAAAUCCUCCAAUAGAUGAGGUGAUAAACACUCAGGGAGUGGUGGAGAGGUUCGUGGAAUUCCUGAAAAGAAGUGAAAAUUGCACAUUACAGUUUGAGGCUGCGUGGGCCCUGACAAACAUCGCCUCAGGGACCUCCCAACAAACCAAAAUAGUCAUCGAGGCUGGGGCAGUUCCCAUCUUUAUAGAGCUCCUAAACUCUGACUUUGAGGAUGUUCAGGAGCAGGCUGUCUGGGCGUUGGGGAACAUUGCUGGAGACAGCUCUGUGUGUAGGGAUUAUGUCCUGAACUGUGCCAUUCUUCCUCCCUUGUUAAUGCUCCUCACCACGUCCACCAGGCUGACAAUGACACGAAAUGCUGUCUGGGCCUUGUCAAACCUGUGCAGAGGGAAGAGUCCACCUCCUGAAUUUGAUAAGGUGUCUCCCUGCCUGCCAGUGUUGUCCCGAUUGUUGUUCAACAGUGACUCUGACCUGCUGGCAGACGCGUGCUGGGCUCUGUCCUACCUGUCCGAUGGUCCCAACGAGAAGAUCCAGGCUGUGGUGGACUCAGGGGUGUGCAGGAGGCUGGUGGAGCUCUUAAUGCACAACGAUUACAAAGUGGCCUCUCCAGCUCUUCGGGCAGUUGGCAACAUCGUGACAGGGGAUGACAUCCAGACCCAGGUGAUUCUAAACUGCUCAGCCCUGCCUUGCCUCCUCCAUUUAUUGAGCAGUCCCAAGGAAUCCAUCAGGAAAGAGGCAUGCUGGACCAUAUCCAACAUCACAGCAGGCAACAGAGCACAAAUCCAGGCAGUGAUAGAUGCCAACAUCUUCCCGGUGCUGAUCGAAAUCCUGCAGAAAGCGGAAUUCCGCACGAGGAAAGAGGCAGCCUGGGCCAUCACCAACGCCACCUCAGGAGGGACCCCUGAGCAGAUCAGGUACUUGGUGAAUUUGGGUUGCAUCAAACCUCUGUGUGACCUGCUGACUGUCAUGGACUCCAAGAUUGUUCUGGUGGCCUUGAACGGGCUGGAAAACAUCCUGAGGCUGGGAGAGCAGGAAGCCAACCAGAGUGGGACUGGCAUCAACCCCUACUGCAACCUGAUUGAGGAGGCCUAUGGUUUGGACAAAAUAGAAUUCCUCCAGAGCCACGAGAACCAGGAGAUCUACCAGAAAGCCUUUGAUUUGAUUGAGCACUACUUUGGGGUGGAGGACGACGCCGCCGUGGCCCCGCAGGUGGACGAGAACCAGCAGCAAUACAUCUUCCAGCAACCCGAGGCUCCCAUGGAAGGAUUCCAGCUAUAAUCCUGGGAAAAAAAACAACAAAAACCCCACCACAAACUUUCUGGAAAGUUUGGGAGAGCAGCUGCUGGUCCUGGCUGGGAAGGUUGGACACUCAGUGCUCCUGUUUGGGAAAACUCUACGAACACCGCGAGCGGCCGGUGCUGCCGGAGAGAAGGGGAAUUUCUGCUCCUUGAUCCUUUGGGCUGCUGCUCACCUUGGCUUUGGAGGCAGGAAGGACACAGAGGUGACAGGUGGCACCUCUUGGUGGCUUCUUCUUUGUGGUGGUGUCUUCCCCAGUGCAGUUUUUACCUCGGGUACUCCAGCCUUGGGUUGGGUGAGGACACGGAGAGGAGGGAGCUGUUCUGGCCACAGUAAUUCUGCAAAACCUGGCUUGAUCUAUUUAAAUUUCCUUUUUUUUUUCUUUUUUUUUUUGUUUUCUUUUUUUUUGUUUUUGCACAUGUUACUCUUUAUUAAAGACUCUUUAAUAUGCCAAGAGCAAAA